Toxoplasma gondii ME49 is the source of this 4739-nucleotide messenger RNA. Its product is annotated as PP2C, putative. The record is from RefSeq and is a predicted model, not a curated record. Gene Ontology annotation, biological process: protein dephosphorylation. The coding region runs from base 1067 to 3088 and encodes 673 amino acids. Gene Ontology annotation, molecular function: cation binding; protein serine/threonine phosphatase activity. Lineage: Eukaryota; Apicomplexa; Conoidasida; Eucoccidiorida; Sarcocystidae. The transcript is spliced from 7 exons.
GUUUGAUUGCGUUUCGUUCGCGCUUUGGAGGCGAAGUCUUGUUCUCCUUCCUCAAAAGGAGUGGAGCUACAUGCUCUUUUUCCAAGAAAUCCUGACGAACGUCGCUGGCAGCUGAGUGGGUGCGCGAGCUGCAUGUCGCACUGCGCGCCGGACGCGCGAGGCUUUCAGAACGCGGCGUCGGGCCUUUUUCGCGUCGUUUCUGCUCCUCUUCCCCGUUUUUCAAUACGUAAAUCUCCGCGUCUUGCCGCCAAUUCUCCGUGCUUCGCGCGCCCUCUUCCCGCCCGCGCUUCUCUCGCAGCGAGAGAUGCGACAGUUGACCGGAACGCGAGGAUGCGAGGACGGGAGAGAAACAGCAGAGAACGCGCGAGGCUUCUUUCGCCGUCCACGGCCUUCGGAGUUCUUUUCCGGUCUCCGCACCGUCACUUUUUCAGGUGUAUGUACACGUGAACGGGACAUGCAGUCGACGACUCUUCGCGGCGUUCGCGUCGUGUCGUCAAAGCUCCCCGUUUCGCCGUGAAGUGACUGGCUUCUCUGCCGUUUCCUCCCAGGUUCCCGGAGUUCGGACUUUGCGUCUUCCACGCGGUAAGCCUUUUCAACUCUCCGCCUCGUCGCUGCCAGGCAGGGGCGCCAAGAGCUCCGCGCGUUGCUCGGCUCCUGACACAGCUCGCCGAGGCCUUGGGGGUGGCGCCGGUCGGCUGAAGCGCCCUCGAGACUUUGCAGUGUUCACUCCUUUCGCCUUUCUUCUCUCAGCCUCCCUGUGUCUGUUCCGUCGGCGCGGAACCUGGCCGCCGAGCUGAGGCAGCGAGACUUCUUCCGAGUCGACCGCUCUCUCUUCUUCAGGAGUCUCUUUUGCCAAUCCUUCCUUCUUCCCCGACUCUUCCCGCGCUUCUCUCCCCUCUUUCUCUCCUAUCUUUCUCUCCUCUCUUUCUCUCUUCUCUUUCUUCUCUUUUCUGCUUCUUCGCGCCCGUUGGAAGCUCCCUUUCUGCCGACUGUUGUUCGUGCGUCGCCUCUUUGCUGCCCCUCUUCCUGUCUCUUCUCCCUCAUCUUCGCGUCCUUCCUCCGCGAGAUGGGUGCAUGCAAGAGCAAGGCAGCGAAGCCGACUCGCGAUGAGGCGGAGGCUUUGCGCGGGGGGAGAGGAGCGGAGCCCCAGGAACUCUCCGCCUCCCCGCAGAAGAGCGACGCGCCUGUCGACAGCGAGACGCCGCCAACUGGCGAGGCAAAACAACUCCCUCUGAAGGCUGCAAAGGCGACACAGCGCGACAGUUGCUGCUCGACCUCCUUCUCCUCUUCCUCGGGGGCACCGACUGCGGACGGCGAGACUGGUGAACGAGGGAAGGCAGGACCUGUGGACGCGCCAGGUUCGCCAGGUGUCGAGACAGUCGGCGACCUCCGCCGACGGCGCCUGACGGUCUUGAGAGCCCCAGAGGAGAAGACGGAGGAAGCCGAUUCGGCCGCAGGUCCGCAGCACGCGUCGCUCGCCGACCGCUUCAAACGCCCUGUGGAAGUCGCCGCGCGUCUCGCGGCCUCGCGGUCGACCAUCAGCCAGCGCGUGGACGCCAUCCCCGGUGCCGGCGGUGCGCGUACACCUGGGCAGUCAGUGAACGGCGCAGGACUCGUGGAGCGACGCGAGGAGGCCGUCUCUCUCUCGACGCUUGUGCGCCAAGGAUCUUUCUCCCGGAGUCUCCACUCGUCGCCUCCAGCCUCCGUCGACGGCCGGCUCUCCCUCCGAGAAGACGAGGAAAGGGGAGAGCGAGUCGACCGAGGCGAGGGCGCAGAGAAAGGCGAGAGGAAGGGGCGAGGUUCGGAGACAGAGAACGAGGCCGAGUUGAUUCAGCAGAUUCGUCGCGAGAAGUCGCUGCCGGUGGCUGUCGAGGAAGACGACCCAAUCGCUGCGAAGGCUCUCAGCUUCAGCCGCGAGCAGCCGCCGUCUGUAGUGACACCCAGUGAGGCGGACGAUGCGAGCCUCUUGAGUGGGCUGGGAGCGACGACGCGUUCAGACGCGGAGGCGAGAAAACUGCUCGUGCCUUGCGCCAGAGGCUCGUUGCCUGUCUCGCGAGACACCCUAUGGAAACACCCGGAAGUCCUCACCGCCAGUCUCUUCCUCGACCUCUUCACGCCCCCGCAGGCCGCGCCCUCGUGCUGCUUCCUCGGCGCAGCCGCCCACUGCCGUCAAGAAAGCUUCGACGACAAAGUCGAAGACCGUGCGGUUCGCCCGCCGGGAUCGAGCGUGGAGAACGUGAUGAGAUCUCUGGGGUUCGGCUUCGCAUGCAAGAAGGGACUGAAGCCAGACAGUCCGAACCAAGACGACUUCGCGGCUCUCUGCUGCAGCGCCUUCCGCCUCUUCGGCGUCUUCGAUGGGCAUGGGCCGAGCGGGCAUGACGUGAGUGGCUACGUCCACCGCAUGCUCUUCGCGCUGCUGCUCACGGACGAGAGCUUGAACCGGAAUCCGCAGCUGGCCCUCCGGAACGCGUUCGUUGCCACUCACCAAAGUGUACUGGCGUACGCAGCGCAUACGGAGCGCUUCGACUGUUCGCUGAGUGGGUCGACUGCCUCGGUGGUGUUGCAGACGCAGAGGAGGCUCUUCGUCGCACAUGUUGGAGACUCGCGAGCGGUUCUAGCGAGGCAGCGAAGAGACGGAGUUGUUGCAGAGACACUCACCGUCGACCACAAACCCACGAUUCCGGCGGAGCGCGCAAGAAUCGAGGCCGCAGGCGGCGAACUGAAACGCCUCGAGUGCGACAUUCCCUACCGCGUUUUUCUCAAAGGUCGUCUGUACCCUGGCUUGGCGAUGAGUCGCGCGCUCGGCGACGCCAUCGCCAGUCACGCGGGAGUCAGCUGCGAGCCAGACCUCUCCACUGUGGAACUUGACCGCAGCUGUCUCUUCGUCAUCAUCGCCAGCGACGGCGUCUGGGAGUUCAUCAGCAAUCAGGAAGCAGUGAAUAUUGUGAAUGAAGCAAUGGGGUCCGAGCGAAAGGUGCGCGCGAAGGCGGCGGCGGAGCGUCUCGCCCUGGAGGCCUUCAAGCGCUGGGUCGAGGAAGAGGGGAAUGUGGUGGACGAUAUCACCUGUCAAAUCAUUUGCCUCCGUUGAGACCGCGCCUCGAGUUGCCCACCUAUAAGCCGACUCCGCCCGGACCGCGAAUGUGGUUCCUCUUCCACGCCUCCCCGAGGCUUUUCUGGAGCAGGAGUUUCUCUGCGUCGCGUUCGUUGGGUUCCGCGUUCGUCGCGUACCUCUGUCUGGGGCUCCAACGUUUCGCAGCAGCUCUAAAAGCGAGGAACAGAUCCCCUUGCCUCUUUGCGAAUGUGGCAACCGAGAAAACCAAGUCCGUCUCAUGCAACAGCUCACGGCGACGCGCGGCGUGGUGUCGAAAGUGUUUCGCUUCGCUCGUCUACGCCUGUCUCUGCUUCCGGGGGCGCGGAUAGGCGACGGGGGAUUGAAAGAGACGGACCAGGACGUCGCCAGCGUUGCGGUCUGUGUCGAUUCCAAUUUUCGUUGUCGAACCGUCUCGACUUUCACUCGCAGCUGGAGUCCAUGGACCCGGAUGGAGAGCGCGCCGAGGAGUUCCUCGGCUAGACGGUGCGCACGUUACCAUUAUAGGUCCCGCCUCCUGCCUGGUUCAUUUUGUCAGACAGGAAGGCACUUUGACUAGCAGGAAGAUGUUCUUCGUACCAUGCCGUUCUGUUUUUGCGCGGCCUUCAGUCUCUCUGCAUACACUCUCACCUGAGAAGAGUCCAUUGAAGAGGGCGGGCAUCCACGCGGCGCUCGCUAAAGUGGAUAUUUCGUGGGCGCCUUGGUGUAUGUACACCUGGCCCGCGCAAGAAGCGUUUUUUCGUAGCAAGCUCUGAGGGAUGCGUACGAAAUGCAGCGAUACAUCUUCAGUUUUAUCAGGUUACCGUACCAGUUCGUUACCAAAGAAACAAGAGGCCAGAGCGCCGCUCCCGGACGGACUGGGGAAACCCGCAGGCACCGGCGUUCUGGUGCAAUUGCCUGGAGCGCCUCCCGUAACAGUGCCGAGGAGAAACUUUGUGGCCGUCGAUCCCACACUUUUGUGGGUUUCCACGGGUAUAUGAAGGCCUGUCGGGGUAUAUAUUUGUCUGUGUACCUACUGGAACUGCCGCAGUCGGUGUGCCCUCAAAACAAGUUGAGAUGUGUCGUGUCUGAAAUUCAGAGCGGCACUUUGCCACCGCAUCACAGGAGAGCUGGUUGAAACUGCGGGCGGGAACCGGUGUGAUUUUGCCUACACUUAAGUUUUCGUGUCGUUCUGAAGAAAACUCGUCCGUGGUCGAUCGAGCUGUCGACCAGAAGAAGAGGGGAGAUUUUGCGUCAGCGGUCGUACAUCCGUGGCGCGUUGCUUCAGGGUGGAAAUCCGUUUCCGGUACAAAAGCGACAGAGAGCUGCCAAAGCGUGCUCGGUUGUUUCAUGUUGGGUGGGGAGGAAACGAAGCAGUCGUGUAGGCGCGACAGUUUAUAUUGCGAUGUGCGACGAAGGAAAGGGCGUCGCUCGCAUGAAAACAAGAAACGCGUGCUGUGGAGAGGAGGAAGCAAAAAUUCCACGCGUGGAUGGCGCUCUCGUAUGUGAGGGGAGCUCGGUAUUUGUACAUUUCUCCUUGUACCGAAAACAGUGGAAAACCACUUUUUGAGACACCAAAACCUCGACGGAUGGAGGCACACGAUGCGUGUGUAUCACCACGCGAAAACCUCAAAAACUGUACGUUUCUGUUUCUCAAACCGGUUUCCGGCCG